AUGAUUACUGAGCUCUGAAAAUAAUUAUUAAUUUUUUUUAUCAAUUUAUUAAAUUAGUUAUUCAAUUCAAGUUAUUAACUUAAUCAUUUUGUCUUUGUUAUAAUGUAUAAUUUCAUUAUUGUUAAACAUUUAAGGUAUCCAUUAAAAAAUGCAUCAUUGGAGGAUGAAAUCACAAUGUCAAAAUACAUGCCCUAAAUACUCUGAUUUUCAUAAAACAUAUGAAAUUAAUCAUGAUCAUUGCCGAAUUAUACAUUUCAAUGAUAAGGAACAACCUAAGUCAAAAUCAAAUCGUGUAAUAACUGCCAAAUACGGAGUCUUAUCAUUUUUACCAUUGUUUUGCAUUGAACAAUUUCGACAUUUUCCCAACCAGUAUUACACUUUUAUAGCCAUACUACAGCAAAUACCUGAUGUAUCUCCAGUGGGCAGAUUUACAACUAUAAUACCUUUGGGUUUUGUAUUUUUUAUUUCAGCCAUUAUAUCAAUAAUUAAAGACGUGAUCAUAAAUAUAAGAGAUCAUAAAAUUAACUUCACUCGUGUAGAGGUAUUAAGAAAUGGCAUUUUAGUUCAAGAAAAAUGGAGCGAUAUUGGUGUCGGAGAUAUUCUUAAAAUCAAAAAAAAUGAUAUCUUUCCAGCGGAUCUUAUACUUCUUUCAUCUAGUGAACUUUAUGGUACUUGUUAUGUCGAAACUUUUAAUUUAGAUAACGAAACAAAUUUAAAAAUUAGACAAUGUCUUCAAGAAACAUUGUAUUGCAAAGAAUUACAAGACUUAAUAAAUUUAAAUGGAUUUAUUGAAUGCGAAUUACCAAAUAAGUUAUUAUAUACAUUUUUGGGAAGGCUUACAUUAAUGAAUAAUUCUUCUAUACCUUUAGAUAAUAAACAGUUUUUACAUAGAGGAUCAAUUCUUAGAAACACAAAUUGGAUUUAUGGAGUCGUAAUAUACACUGGUGAAGAAACGAAAUUGAUGCUAAAUAAGACCGUUAAUUCUUUAAAAAAAUCAACAAUGGACAGAUUUUUAAACUCGCAAUUGAAAACUGUUUUUUUAUUGAUUAUUCUAUUAAGUCUUGUAUGUGCUAUAUGUAAUACUUUGUGGACAAAAAAAAAUUUCAAAAACCAUUGGUAUCUUGAGUUAAAAGAUGCUGAUUCAUACACAUUAUUUUUGCAAUUUAUCAGUUUUUUUAUUAUAUUUCAUAAUACAAUCCCUGUAUCACUUCAAGUCUAUGUGAGAGUUGUACGUUUAUUACAGGCAUGGUUCAUCAAAAAUGAUAUUGACAUGUACCAUGAAGAAAACAACUCGCCUGCCAUGGUUAAAUCACCAAAUCUUAAUUUUGAAUUAGGCAAGGUAAAAUAUAUUUUUUCUGAUACAACUGGUACACUGACUAAAAAUGUUAUGCAAUUAAAACAUUGUUCAAUUGCCGGAGAGUUAUAUUAUGAAGGAUCUCGAAAUAAGAUUAUAAAAAAUAUGAAAAAUCAUUCAAGAAGAAGUUAUAUCUUGGAAUUUUUUAGAAUCUUGUUAACAUGUCAAACUGUAGUUUCGGAGAGAUUUCAGUAUGCUGGUGGAAUAGUGAACAACAGUAUAUCUCCGGACGAAUUAGCACUAGUUACUGGAUCUCAAAAAUUUGGAUUUACUUGUCUUACUCGCUGUCCAAAUUCAGUAACUAUAAAAACAUUAGAUUUAGAAGAGCAUUACGAAAUUUUAAACAUAAUUGAGUUUACAAAUUCUAGAAAAAGAAUGUCAGUUAUUGUUCGGACAUCAGAUUCUAAAAUUAAACUAUAUUGCAAAGGUGCUGAUACAGCUAUUUUUAAGUGCUUAUCAAAAAUUGAGGAAAAAUAUAAAAAUCAAACCAUAGUACACUUGAAUAAUUUUGCCCGUGCAGGGUACCGUACAUUAUGUUUUGCAUAUGUAAAUAUUUCUGAAAAAUUUUAUGAAAAGUGGAAAGAGGAAUAUCUUAAGGCUUCUUGCGUUUUAAUAAAUCGUGAAGCUGCCAAAAAUAAAGUCGCUGAAAAAAUUGAAAGAAAACUUAAACUAAUUGGAGUAACUGCGAUUAGAAAUAAAUUACAAGACCAUGUACCCAAAACUAUUGAAGCAUUGAUGAGUGCUGGAAUAAAAAUAUGGUUACUAACUGGUGAUAAACAAGAGACCGCAAUAAAUAUUGGAUUGUCUUCGAGACUCAUUACACAAAAUGGACCCAUAAUUAUUUUUAACAAAUCAAAAUUAAUGGACCUAAAGCUGGCUGUACGCAAAAACACGCACAGUAGGGAUUAUUUAUUUAAUAAGAAUAAUUGUACAUUGGUAAUUAAUGGACAGUUAUUGGAACAUGCGCUUUCAAACGAUAUAAAAAUGGAUUUUCUCAAAUUAUGUGUUAACUUUAAAUCAGUAAUCGUCUGCAGAAUAUCAGCUACGCAAAAAGCUGAGGUCGUUGAUCUCAUAACAAAUUAUACAAAUGAAGUAACUUUAGCUAUAGGUGAUGAAUCUAAUGAUAUACCUAUGUUCAACAAAGCUACUAUUGGAAUAGGUGUAAUAGGAUUAGAAGGAUUACAAGCAUCUAAUUCUUCAGACUAUUCCAUAUCUCAGUUUAAGUAUUUAUCCAAGUUGUUGUUUGUCCACGGUGCUUCGAAUUAUAAAAGGAUUUCAAUGAUGAUUUAUUUCUGUUACUACAAAAGUGUUUGUUUCUUUACCUUACAGCUAUGGUUUGCCAUGUAUUCUGCGUGGUCUGGUCAGAUACUAUUUGAUAGAUGGAGUUUUUGCGCGUACAAUGUAUUGUAUACAGCUAUUCCACCAUUGAUAAUAGGACUAUUUCUAAAUACUUACUCAGCAGAUAAAAGAUUAAAAAAUCCACAGUUAUACAUGCCAACUAAAAACAUAUUUAACUAUAAAAUAUUUUGGGUAUGGAUUGUUGUCGCUGUGUUCCAUUCAAUGUUCAUAUUUUGGAUUUGUCUACUCUUCAUGAAACAUGAAGUAAUAUGGACGCAGGGAAUAGUAAGCGAUUAUUCAGUAUUGGGAAAUGCUAUAUAUACCAGUUCGUUAGUUAUUGUAUGUUUAAAGGCGGAAUUACAUACUCAGUCAUGGUCAUUUGUUGUACACUUAACUACAUUGAUAUCAAUACUGUCAUGGAUUUCAUUCAUAAUUGUUAAUAACCAAUUAAAAAAAAUAUUAUUGAUAUUUUCUGCGUCUAUCGAUUUAAGCGAAAUAAUAUUAACAUCGUCAAUAUUUUGGAUUGCGUUGAUAUUUACAACUAGCGUAAUAUUUAUAACUGAUCUUGCAGCUAUUACAAUUAAACGAACAUUAUGUAACAACUAUGAAAUAAAAUAAAGAACACGAGAAAUAUUAGAAAAUAAAUAAAUAUAUAUAUAUAAUCCAAUAUAUUUUGAUCGGCAGUUGGUAGUCUAUAGGUACAGAUUAAUUAAUAUUUCAAGUGCAUAGAUAAUAAACGGUUUUAUUAAAAAUGACUAUUAUUUUAUCCAUGAAAAAAUAUAAGAUAAGUAUAUUUAAAAUUGAAACUGAAGGUAAGUACCUACAUAGUGUAUAUACAUAUGAUACAUAAUCAUGUAUUCGUAUGUACUUGUAUAUGAUUUACACGGCAAUGGUUUAUAAUGAAAAUUUACUAAAUUUUGACUCAUUAUUUCGAUGUGUUCGUUAAAAAAAUUAUAAUUUGAAAAAAUUGUAAAUUUUACCCCUUUGUCAAGGGGCAAGUGGGACAUUUUUUUUUUUUUAAUUUUCAAUCGUAAAAGUAUUUUUUAAAUAUUUUACACAAUUUUGAUAGUGUAUUUAGACUUGAUGACUUAGUGUGUAUUUACACUUUCAUAUCAGUACAUUGCAAUAAUCAUUAUAUUUUUAAGUUAUUUAUGAACUAUUCGGGUAAAAUACGAUUGUUAACAGCGAUAACACGAUUCAGUACAAUUUUACUUGAUUUUUAACUAUACGAUUAUUCUAUACGAAGUUUUAAGUGUUGACGCCAAUUUCAAUAUGAUAUCGAUAUGAAUAUCGAUAUUGUUGUAUACCACAUAUCUGUAUGAGUGAACUUGAAAAAGUUAAUAAA
This is a messenger RNA of Sipha flava (yellow sugarcane aphid), 4037 nucleotides long. RefSeq names its product probable phospholipid-transporting ATPase IA. Gene Ontology annotation, biological process: phospholipid translocation. The record is from RefSeq and is a predicted model, not a curated record. The transcript is spliced from 20 exons. The coding region runs from base 149 to 3310 and encodes 1053 amino acids. Gene Ontology annotation, molecular function: ATP binding; ATP hydrolysis activity; magnesium ion binding. NCBI's taxonomy places the organism in Eukaryota, Metazoa, Arthropoda, Insecta, Hemiptera, Aphididae. Gene Ontology annotation, cellular component: plasma membrane.